AUGGCCACACCUCCGCAUCCCGCGCCGCCCCUCGCGCUACCCGUCAUCCCAGCCGCGCAACUCGCCUCCCACAAGUUCAUCAAGCCCAAGAAAUGCAUCAACGAAGGCCACCACGUCGCCCACUUUCUCACCUCCAAAGCCUACAGGGACAUCGGCAUCUUCAUCCUCCAACUGAACCACUCCCUCUGCCCCCGAAAUCAAGCCUCCUCGCCCACCCCCAAGACAUUUCCCCUCACGCCAGGCUCUCCAUCCUCCACGCCUUCUGUCCAGGCUCUUCAGCAGCUACUGUCCGAUGUCGAGGCCCUCGUCGAGCAGGCGCCUCCCGACCCGGGACCACGGCGCUUCGGAAAUGUCAGUUUCCGGAGAUGGCACGAACUCGUCCAGGACCAUCUCGACUCGUUCCUGGACAAGGGUAUUCUCGGAGAAGCCCUAGCCACCAAGGGAGCCGACGGGUCCACGGCCAAGGAUGAAGUGGCUGCCUACCUACUAGGCGCCUUUGGUAGCGCGCAGAGACUGGACUACGGGACCGGCCACGAACUGAGCUUCGUCGCAUUCGUCGCAUGUCUCUGGAAACUGGGAUUUUUCAACGACCCAAAGGAGGGCGGUGAAAUCGAGCGCGAGGUCGUCCUGAAUGUCAUUGAGCCUUACCUUCGCGUCGUGCGCGCCCUCAUCCGCAAAUACACCCUCGAACCUGCGGGCUCCCAUGGCGUAUGGGGGCUUGACGAUCACUCUUUCAUCCCCUACAUCUUCGGAUCCGCCCAGUUCACACGCCCCAUCACGCUCGCGACCGAGCCCAUGCCCCUCGAGGGCUCCGUCAAGGGUGCCCCCAAGCCAGGAGACAUCACCAAACCCGAUGUCGUCAAGCAUCUGCGCCAAUCAAACAUGUACUUUUCGGCAGUAGGCUUCAUCAAUGACGUGAAGAAGGGGCCGUUUUGGGAACACUCACCUAUCUUGUUUGACAUCUCGGGCAUCAGGGAUGGGUGGGGCAAGAUUAACAAAGGCAUGAUUAAAAUGUUCAACGCUGAAGUGCUGUCCAAGUUUCCCGUGGUGCAACAUUUUCCAUUUGGAUCACUAUUGUCAUGGGACGCAGAUCCUACUGCGCCUGCACCUUCUCAGAGCGUUCACAUGAUGAACCAGCCCGUGGCCGUCGCGCCGUCUACUGCCGCACAUACACCUCUACCUCCGUCUGCUAUUGGAACGGCCGCGCCAUGGGCACAGGCGACCAGGAUGCCGCCGCCUCCCGGUCCAGGAAUCCCUUAUUCGAGGCUACCCCCAGGGCCAAGAACAGGCUCGUUAGCAUCUAGACCAUCUCGUGGCGAAGGAUCUGGUUCAGGGUCUGCUGCAGCUCAAAUCACCGUCACUGAGGCGCCAUGGGCGCUGGAGUGA
This is a messenger RNA of Metarhizium album ARSEF 1941, 1386 nucleotides long. RefSeq names its product phosphotyrosyl phosphatase activator. Lineage: Eukaryota; Fungi; Ascomycota; Sordariomycetes; Hypocreales; Clavicipitaceae. Bases 1 to 1386 code for a protein of 461 amino acids. Gene Ontology annotation, molecular function: protein tyrosine phosphatase activator activity; peptidyl-prolyl cis-trans isomerase activity. The record is from RefSeq and is a predicted model, not a curated record. The transcript is spliced from 2 exons. Gene Ontology annotation, cellular component: protein phosphatase type 2A complex; cytoplasm; nucleus. Gene Ontology annotation, biological process: mitotic spindle organization.